AAUAAUUUAGAAUUAAGCAGUAGAUGCUAUCUAAAAUGAAAUUGUUGUUCCUGUCUGGAAGCAACAGAUGUUCUCAUAGGUUUUGGUUCCUUUGUUUUUACUUUUAGUGAUGGUUAUGCAUUCAUGUGAGUCAGAGGCAGUGCCAAAGUGUAUUUAUAUUAAAGUUUUUGCAUAUGAGAAUCUUUGAAUUCAAAAGUUGUUCAAGCAGCGUUAAAGGAGCAGUUCUAUUGCACUAACCACAAAUGUAUUUCCUGGGCGUUGAGACAAGAGACUGAAACACCAGAACAGUAUUGGUUCUUUAGUAUUGAGACCAACAGAUGAAACUUCUAGAGACACCAACAGCUAUUAAUGGUUAGUCAAAAGGAUAAAUCCUAAGACCAGCCAUGCUGAAUUCUACAGUUUCACAGUCUUGGAAUAACGCAACACAGGACCAGCAGGAUUUAAUUUUUGUUGCCGUGUAUGCAGUGGUUUUCAUAGUUGGACUAACUCUCAACCUCACUGCUCUUGUGAUUUUUUUUCGCAUUGCAAAGUCGCGGUCUCACACCACCGUCUACAUGAUUCACCUGGCCUUUGCAGAUAUUCUUCUGAUUUGCACCCUGCCUGUGCGUAUAUAUUACCAUGGAGGCUUUGAAGGUCUGCCACAUAAAAUCUGUGAAUUUACUGGAGUCAUACUGCUAGCAAAUAUGUACGGAAGCAUCUUUCUCCUUACGUCCAUUAGCUUUGACCGCUGCGUAGCAGUCUGCUUCCCGUUGUCCUCUCGUGUUCGUGAGGGUCGCAAGAAAGCCUGGUGCGUGUGUCUGGGGAUCUGGCUCCUAACCAUAGGAGCAAGCUUGCCGAUUUACUUCAAAGUGCGGACUUCUCCGAACCAUUCUUCUAAUUUGUCAAUCAGCUGUUUGAAUUUGUCAAGCAGCUGUUUCAGCAGCUUUCCCACAUACGCCACUCAAACUGUCCCUCUCAUUUCCACGUUAACUGUCGGCUUUGGGAUUCCAUUAACUGUUAUGAUUCUCAGCUCAUGGGGGCUCAUACGGGCUAUAAGUAAAAGUACUGCUGCCCAGACUAGUGAUCUAGUAGACAGCGGAAAGAUCAAGAAGAUGAUCACGACUAAUUUGGCGAUCUUUCUGAUCUGUUUUCUGCCAUAUCAUAUCAUGCUAGUGUUACUGUAUGCUUAUAAAGGUUCUGAAAAUGUUUUAUGCUCGCUGGUACCAGCCUACCGGUAUAGCCUCAUGAUAGCUUGCCUAAAUGCAAUGCUAGACCCGGUUGCUUACUAUUUCACCACUGAAACUUUUCGCAGAAAGAUGGAUGUAGACGCUGUACGUAAAAUAUUGCAAAUGAAUAGUCACAGCUCAGAUGGAAACAACCGCUCUCGAACUCCCCUCACUACGUAAUCAUUACCUACUGUGGCUUACCAAAUGGUUUAUUUUUGUACUUAUAUGUAGCUUUCUGCAGAAGGAAUGGAAACAUGACUCAUUUAUUGCAAAAUUUUAAUCUAGCAAAUAAUUUGUGCAUCUUCGCUGUUUUGUGCAUUAAAGUAAAAGGCACUUACAGUAUAACUGCUUUCUAAAUGACACAGUUCAACUGUGUCAGUUCAAAAUAAAAGGGGCCAUGAGUCAAAAUGACAGGAAAUGGUUGUCGCCUUCCUUGACAAGCUGUUUACUGUAUUGGCAGAACACUAAAAUGUGCUAAACCUAUUUCUGCAAAAGUUCACUGGCUUCUUUCUCAAAUAUGCUUUAGUCGUUUUUUUUCACAGUUUUGCUCCUGUAACGCACUGUAAUUUAAAAAAAUAAAUAAAGUUUAAGAAUUUCAAAUAGAUUUUAUAAGUUAUGUCAACUUUGCACAAGACAAAACUUAAAAUUGCAAGUUGAAUUGACUUGUAAAUCCAAGGAGUUUAACUUCAUGCUGCAUUUUUUUACAGUGUGGUUUAUAUCAAUCAUCAAACAUGUUGACACGUCAAAAGUAUAGCAGUAUUACCAAGAAUUUGAAGCAUUAAUUAUGAAAAAUACUGGGGCUGUUUCCUGGACAGUGAUUAUAAAGUAAUGUUUUUAGUAAGGCAUGUUUAUUGAAACUAGUUAUUUUUCAUAAUAAAACUAAGGCCUAGUCCUGGUUUAAGUUAAUCCCUGUCCAGGAAACCGCCCCAUCGUGUUUAAUUAAAGCAUUAUUUUCCCAUAACUUCUGUUUAUAAUGCUUACAUUUCGAUUUGUGAUAGAAGUGUUUUCUAUUCAUAUAUUUUUUAAGUUGUUUGUAUGUUUAUGUGCUAUUAAAUGAAGCUGGUAUGUGUGAAAUAAUUGUGUUGGAUUUUAACAGACUUGUAUGUCCUUUAUUUUAUGUUAAUUUGUAAUGUGU
Molecule: messenger RNA, 2340 nt
Organism: Paramisgurnus dabryanus
Lineage: Eukaryota; Metazoa; Chordata; Actinopteri; Cypriniformes; Cobitidae
Product: lysophosphatidic acid receptor 6
Biological process (GO): positive regulation of Rho protein signal transduction; phospholipase C-activating G protein-coupled receptor signaling pathway
Cellular component (GO): plasma membrane
Molecular function (GO): G protein-coupled receptor activity
Source: RefSeq, a predicted model, not a curated record